UGAGUAAAAUUCAAUGUCAUUGGCUAAUGGCUGUGCAAGUUCGUUCUUCCCCUGGGCCUCUGUCGAUCAAAACCUGAUGUGACUGGAGAAGCCGAGAAAAUUCUGUGAAUUUCCCAGGAAAAGCUACUUCGCCCGAGAAAUGUUGCUGUUUCAGCCUCCUCAAGCAACGCAACCGCCUUAUCACUCGGUUUAUUUUCGUCCUCGCUUUCCGAAACCGCCUCCGUGUUCUGUUGCCCUAAACCCUCCGACAACCACCGGCGCCGGAACGAAUCUCACCAAUAUCCAGUUGAUUAAAUCACUUUGCAAACAGGGAAACUUGAAGCAAGCGCUUCAUGUCUUGGAUCAGGAAUCCAACCCGACCCAACAGGCCUACGAGCUUCUGAUACUCUCCUGCGCUCAUCAAAGCUGUCUUUCUGAUGCUCUACGCGUUCACCGACACAUUUUGGAUAAUGGGUUUGAUCAAGAUCCCUUUUUGGCGACUAAGCUUAUCGGUAUGUACUCAGAAUUGGGAUACGUUGAUUAUGCACGGAAGGUGUUCGAUGGAACGCGUAAGAGAACUAUAUACGUGUGGAAUGCUUUGUUCAGGGCGCUUUCGUUAGCGGGUCAAGGAGAAGAAGUGUUGGAUUUGUAUAGGAAGAUGAAUAAAAUUGGAGUUCAAUCAGACAGGUUCACGUACACAUACGUUCUCAAGGCUUGUGUUGCAUCAGAAUGCACGGGCAAUCAUCUGAAGAAGGGAAAGGAGAUUCACGCCCAUAUCACCCGGCGCGGGUACAACUCGCAUGUUUACAUCAUGACUACGUUGGUGGACAUGUAUGCUCGAUUCGGGUGCGUGGAUUAUGCCAGUAGCGUGUUCAAUGAGAUGCCUGUGAAAAACGUGGUUUCUUGGAGCGCAAUGAUCGCCUGCUAUGCGAAAAAUGGGAAACCUUUCGAAGCUUUGGAGAUUUUCCACGAAAUGAUGAAAGAAACCCAGGAUUCAUCUCCGAAUUCCAUAACUAUGGUAAGUGUGCUUCAAGCUUGUGCUGCAAUAUCGGCGUUGGAGCAAGGAAAGUUGAUCCAUGGGUACUUACUCAGGCGUCGGCUUCAUUCCAUAAUGCCGGUGAUGAGUGCUUUGGUGACGAUGUAUGCCAGAUGUGGAAAGCUUGAACUGGGCCAAAGGGUGUUUGACCAGAUGGUUAACCGAGACGUCGUAUCAUGGAAUUCCUUGAUCUCAAGCUAUGGCGUUCAUGGUUAUGGCCGGAAAGCAAUACAGAUAUUCGAAGAGAUGAUCGCCAAUGGAUGUUCCCCGAGUCCUGUAACAUUCGUCAGCGUUUUGGGGGCCUGCAGUCACGAGGGCCUCGUCGAAGAAGGGAAGAAACUGUUUGAUUCCAUGUGGAGAGAACACAGGAUACGUCCCCAAGUCGAGCAUUACGCUUGUAUGGUUGAUCUCUUGGGCAGAGCAGAUCGGCUAGACGAGGCAGCAAAAAUGGUGGAAGAUAUGAGGAUUGAACCAGGGCCAAAGGUUUGGGGUGCCCUUCUCGGAUCCUGCAGGAUUCACUGCAAUGUUGAGCUAGCAGAGCGGGCAAGCAGGAGGCUGUUCGAGCUUGAACCGAGAAACGCAGGGAACUAUGUUCUGUUAACAGACAUAUAUGCAGAAGCUCAGAUGUGGGACGAGGUUAAGAGAGUGAAGAAGCUUCUAGAAUCCCGGGGAUUGCAGAAGCUGCCCGGAAGAAGCUGGAUCGAGGUGAGGAGAAGAAUGUAUUCGUUUGUGUCCGAAGAUGAGUUCAACCCACAUAUCGAACAGAUCCAUGCCCUUUUGGUCAGACUAGCGGAAGAGAUGAAGGAGAAAGGAUACGUGCCGCAGACGAAAGGGGUGUUGUAUGAGCUGGAGACAGAAGAGAAAGAGAGGAUAGUGUUGGGGCAUAGCGAAAAGAUAGCAGUCGGGUUCGGUCUGAUCAAUACAGCGAAAGGGGAACCGAUCAGGAUCACGAAGAACCUGAGACUGUGCGAAGACUGCCACCUGUUCACAAAGUUCAUAUCCAAGUUCAUGGAUAAGGAGAUUCUUGUUCGGGAUGUGAACAGAUUUCACAGUUUCAAGAACGGAGUGUGUUCUUGUGGGGAUUACUGGUGAUUCUUUUUCCCUUUGGAUUUUUAUACUGUCGGAUUUUGUGAAUAAAGAACGGGAGAGAGGCAAGAGAGGUUUCGGGGUUGAGAUACAUGCAGAAGACAGAGAUGUAAUACGAUUGGAUCACCAUUAUUGUUAAAUCAUCAUAUUAGCUCUUUUCAA
This is a messenger RNA of Tarenaya hassleriana, 2263 nucleotides long. Its product is annotated as pentatricopeptide repeat-containing protein At3g46790, chloroplastic. NCBI's taxonomy places the organism in Eukaryota, Viridiplantae, Streptophyta, Magnoliopsida, Brassicales, Cleomaceae. The transcript has a single exon. The record is from RefSeq and is a predicted model, not a curated record. Gene Ontology annotation, molecular function: RNA binding; protein binding; zinc ion binding. Gene Ontology annotation, biological process: RNA modification. The coding region runs from base 140 to 2107 and encodes 655 amino acids.